Messenger RNA from Toxotes jaculatrix (banded archerfish), 2425 nucleotides. RefSeq names its product tumor necrosis factor receptor superfamily member 13B. Gene Ontology annotation, cellular component: plasma membrane. Lineage: Eukaryota; Metazoa; Chordata; Actinopteri; Toxotidae. Gene Ontology annotation, molecular function: protein binding. The transcript has 5 exons. The record is from RefSeq and is a predicted model, not a curated record. The coding region runs from base 170 to 943 and encodes 257 amino acids.
GGUGGGGGGGAUCCUCCUCACACACAGCGGGGAAGUCCCAGCCCAGGCACUGAGUUCAUACUCAAAUGAGUUUAUAUGCUGAAAUACAGGCCUGUCUCACACUCAUCGUCAAACCAAGGAUACUCCCACCGCUUCUUCGUCUUCGCCAGUGUGAGCGUUAUCAGGGCCGAUGGGUGGAAGCUGCCCCGACGGUCAGUACUGGGAUUAUUUGGUCAAACAAUGUAUGCAGUGUCAUUUGGAAUGCCACAGACCAGAAACCAACGCCAAAUGCAUCAGUUACUGCGAGCCUGUACACUGUAAGGCUCUGCCGGGCCACUUCUACGAUAGUCUGCUGAAGAAAUGUAUGAGCUGCGCUGACGUUUGUGGCAGUCAUCCAGCGGAGUGCUCCCACCUCUGCCAGACUACGCCACCUCCUGCGACCACUCAAACGCUCCUGUUUGAAGUAACCACACGUGUGCCGCCUUCCAAAGACUCCACUCUCUUGCUCUACUCCCUGCUGGUGGUGUGCACGGUGCUGCUGUUUUCUAGCGUGUCUCUAACCCUGGCCGUCUUUCUGAGGGGAUCCAGGACCAAAACCUCCAACAAAGGACCCAAGGAAACCAGCCAGAACCAGAAGCGUGUGGUCCAGCCAGGCGUAGAAGGCGGCCUGCCGGGUGGCCACCUGGGGAAGACCACUAAAGAUGUGGUGACAAGUUCAAGUUGUCAUACUGACCGCGAGCCGUCAGAUGACUCCAGCCCUACAGAGACUUGCGUGUGCGCCCACUGUUUCCCUGACCUGAAAGCACUAGGCCCGGGUAAUGACAGGCCGCUGAGAGCACCCUUCUCUUUCUACCAGCAAGCUGUCUUUCCCAGAGCCCCGAUCCAGAAGGGAGGGCCUCUCUGGCCUGAGGAGAGCCUUCACAGCUGUGGAGUGGAGGUCCAGGAGGAAGCAGCAAUAAGAUGAGGUCACAGCCUCUGAAAUCGAAAUGUCUGACAGGAAAACCGGAAUGGAUAAACACGUCCACAACACACCAGAGAAGUUCAUCAGUAUACUGGGUUUGAUUGUUAAAUUGUGAAAACAUUAGCGUUUAAAAGGGGGAGCAUGCUGAUUUACGACCCCUGUCAAUAAACAGCAGAAAUGCAUCAGCAGCAAUUAGUAUAAAGAAUUUUUUUUUUUUUUUUUAUUAAACAAAACAAGGACAUCUUCGAAAAAUUCCAAAAGCUGCCAUUGGAUUGAUUCAUACUAAGCAUAAAAAAAAAAAUCUGUGUUCAACUCCCUGAUGAGGGCACGCUGAUAAAAUGUACAACAUAUCAGUGCAAGUUUUACAACAUCAUGUUGUAUUAUACAUAUCACAAGAAAUGUACUCACCAAUAAUCCCUGCUAAGCUCCUGACACACCAAGCGGAUUGUCUCCUGUUAAAAGUUCAACUUGAACAAAUCACAAAGACGACAACUGACAUUCGCUGACCACUGACGUGCAUGUACACUCUGCAACUGUGAAAGGAAAGAUCAAGAUAGUACAGAAGUCUAGUCUUAUAGUAUUCAUAAUAAUAAUACUGGAAACAAACAGAAAAAUCAUGGAACUAUAUAAACUUGGAAACCACUUUCAUGACACCGUGAAUGUAACUGAACUAUCACGUCAUAUGCAAAUUGAGAACAUGCUGUGAUGCCUGUAACAUACAUCUGAUAAAAAGUUGCCACUGUUAAGGUUAAGUUUUGCUCUUCAGCCCACAGUCUUGUGGGAGAAGAAAGGGGAGGUGGUGGUAAAAACAUGUGGGAAGUGGGUGAAGUCACUGCCUGAAUUAACAGAAGAACCAGUCACACAGCUCCGUCUCACCGACUGCCUCUGAUUGUACAGGUUACUAUCACACACACAUGCUCAACAACAGCCCAACAGCACUCGACUAACAAUAUAACAAUCUGUCAGAUCACGUUUUCAUGAGACGGAAAGCUACAGUCACAGGAAGACACUCCUUGUGUCUAAGUUUAUGACUCCCACUCAUUUGUUUGUUGAUUUUCCGUCAAAACAAGUGAAACUCACCAUGCAUGACCAUUACAGCAGACCUGGUUAUUCUGUAGGUUAGAGAGCAAAGCUUACAGUCCAAAGCAACAAGACGACAGUAAAGGCCAAACAACAUGCAACGUUUUACUCUCGAGCAACUUUAACUCAUGGUGGCAACAUAGUAAAGCCUCAGUGAUGCGCUUCGGUUCUCCUGAUAAUAAUCACUCGUGUCCUUUUUCGAUACAACCACUAGGAGUCGCCAAAGUCAGAAAAGGUUCUACGGAUUUCCUCUGUUGGGGCCUCGAGUGUGUAACCGCCAGAUGUGUAUGUGCAGGAACAGGCACAAAUAUGUAUGUGUAUGAAUUAUUUGUGUACAUGUGUAAGCUGAAUAUAACAAUAUGUCAUACUAUACUAUCAGUCAUGAAUAAAUAAGCAACACAAAGG